Neomonachus schauinslandi (Hawaiian monk seal) is the source of this 1778-nucleotide messenger RNA. It is a transcript of the gene PLD4, whose product is annotated as phospholipase D family member 4. The record is from RefSeq and is a predicted model, not a curated record. Gene Ontology annotation, biological process: hematopoietic progenitor cell differentiation; phagocytosis. Gene Ontology annotation, molecular function: catalytic activity. NCBI's taxonomy places the organism in Eukaryota, Metazoa, Chordata, Mammalia, Carnivora, Phocidae. Gene Ontology annotation, cellular component: nucleus; endoplasmic reticulum; trans-Golgi network membrane.
AUGCACACCAAGGCACGACCCCCAGAGCCGGCCCUGGCCCAGGGCCACGGGCUUGCCAGGGCUGCAGUGUGUGAGCAGCUCCACAGCCCCUUAGGGCUGCCCCGGGGGCAGGCUCCCCCGGCCCCAGUGCUGUUCCCAGGGGCCAAGAGGAGGAGCGGAUGUGCUCUGGGCAUCGGAGGGCUGAGACCUCCGCAGAGAGCAUCAGUGGCCCCUGCCCGGCCCUGUUCCACAGGGCCCAGCCCACAGGACAGAGAGGCCGGCGCGUUGCAGAUGCUGGGAAUGCUGGCCAUGCUGUGGCUUGGCGCCGUGACUCUCGCCUACGUCCUGUGGCAGGUGCACCUUCCCCCCACCUGUGGCCAGCUGCACCCCGGGGAAGGGCCCACCGGGUCCAGGGGCCAUGGCUCCAGCCUGGCCUGGGAGUCCCAGAGAGGGGAGGCCGGGCAGCAGCUGCAGGACUCCUGCCGGCUUGUCCUUGUGGAGAGCAUCCCCCAGGACCUGCCCUCCGCAGCUGGCCGCCCGUCUGCCCGGCCCCUGGCCCAGGCGUGGCUGCAGCUGCUAGACACUGCCCAGGAGAGCAUCCACAUGGCUUCCUUCUACUGGUCCCUCACAGGGCCUGACAUUGGGGUCAACGACUCGUCCUCCCAGCUGGGGGAGGCCCUUCUACAGAAGCUGGAGCAGCUGCUGGACAAGAACAUUUCCCUGGUUGUGGCUACCAGCAGCCAGUCAUUGGCCAAGAACUCCACGGACCUGCAGGUCCUGGUGGCGCGAGGUGCCCAGGUGCGGUUCGUGCCCAUGAGGAAGCUCACCGGGGGCGUUUUGCACUCCAAAUUCUGGGUCGUGGAUGGACGGCACAUCUACCUGGGCAGUGCCAACAUGGACUGGCGGGCCCUGACGCAGGUGAAGGAGCUGGGCGCCAUCAUCUAUAACUGCAGCCGCCUGGCCCUCGACCUGGAGAAGACCUUCCAGACCUACUGGGUCCUGGGGGCGCCAAAGGCGGUCCUCCCCAGAGCCUGGCCCCAGAACUUCUCGUCCCACAUCAACCGCUUCCAGCCCCUCCGGGACCGCUUUGACGGGCUGCCCACCACUGCCUACUUCUCUGCCUCGCCACCCAUGCUCUGCCCGCAUGGCCGCACCCGGGACCUGGAAGCACUGCUAUCAGUGAUGGGGGGCGCCAGGGAGUUCAUCUACGCCUCGGUGAUGGAGUAUUUCCCCACCACGCGCUUCAGCCACCCGGCCAGGUACUGGCCGGUGCUGGACACUGCACUGCGGACAGCCGCCUUUGACAGGGGUGUGCGUGUGCGUCUGCUGGUCAGCUGCUGGCCCCACACAGACCCCAGCAUGUUCCCCGACCUGCGGUCCUUGCAGGCUUUCAGCAACCCCGCGGCCGGUGUCUCGGUGGAUGUGAAAGUCUUCAUUGUGCCGGUGGGAAAUCACUCCAACAUCCCGUUCAGCAGGGUGAACCACAGCAAAUUCAUGGUCACAGAGAAGGCGGCCUACAUAGGCACCUCCAACUGGUCGGAAGAUUACUUCAGCAGCACCUCAGGGGUGGGCCUGGUGGUCAGCCAGAGAGCCUCCAGCACCCGGCCAGGGGUGCUUACCGUGCAGGAGCGGCUGCGCCGCCUGUUCGAGCGAGACUGGGAUUCCCGCUAUGCCGUGCGCCUGGACGGACAAGCCCAGGGCCGGGACUGUGCUUGGCAGGGCUGAGGUGCAGCUCCGUCUGAGCCCCGGCCCCCAGCUCCCCGUGGAUGCCGCCUCCCGCUGCACCUCCCAACUGUCCC